Molecule: messenger RNA, 7065 nt
Organism: Mercenaria mercenaria
Lineage: Eukaryota; Metazoa; Mollusca; Bivalvia; Venerida; Veneridae
Product: kinesin-related protein 3-like
Exons: 13
Coding region: 389-4681 (1430 amino acids)
Biological process (GO): microtubule-based movement
Molecular function (GO): microtubule motor activity; microtubule binding; ATP binding
Source: RefSeq, a predicted model, not a curated record
UGUUGGAACUUGUAUGUAGUACAUUUUGUGAUGAAUAAUUACUACAUCAAGGUUAAAAAUAUCAUGCUGCUUAUGUUAAAACACAAUGAAGUCUGUGUCAAACCUGCAAAAGUUUCGCAUAGACCAGCUGCUUCUGAUAGAUUUACAAUUAAUGUACCAGUCUUGAUUCAUGAUUAAGUUUCUGUGUCUAGUGGAUUAUGAAAUGUUUGGAUAUAGUCCAAUUAUCUGGAUAAUCGUAAAUAAUAAAUUUACGCAGGUACUUUCAGGACUUAUUUAUAGCACAUAUUUUCACAUUUUUAAUUUACGCAUAGGGUUACAGUGUGAAUUCAGGAGAGAAGUGACUUUGAUUUAUUGUAAAAGGGGGAAAUUGUGACAACUGACAAGAGAGAUGGGAACUUUAUAUGAAUGUUUAAAAGAGGCAAAGUUAGAGCGAUACUAUCCGUCAUUCAGAGCACAAGGUAUCACAAAAUCAGAAGCUUUAACACGUCUUACAGCAAGUGACUAUCCAGUAUUUGGUAUAACCUCUGCAGAAGACAAGAGACGUCUUGUAGAGCUGAUCAGUAUCAUCAAAGCAGUGCACAAUGUCACAGACAGAGAUGACAUACUUUCAGGGCCUUCAGUGAACAACAGAGCCAUACAGAAUGCUAGAAACAAAUCACCAAGAAAAAGAAACAGAAGUCCAGCACAAACACCAAUACAGACAGCAGGACGUGCAUUGUCAGCGACAAAUGAUGUACGAGUUAGAGACAGGUCAAGGACAAAUGCAAGCAGUCAUCAUCUCUCAGCUGCUGGAGCAGCAUUACUUGAUCUGAUUGAUGAUGAAGAGUCAUCAGAAGAUUCAGAUGAAGACUCUGAGGAACAUUCCGACUACGAGCCCGCUGUAAAACACAGCGUAACAGCAUCAGUGGCCAGAGAAUUCCCGGGGAGAGUACGCAAAACACCAGUGGAGAAAGUCAAAUAUGGUGCUGGUUAUAAUUAUGGAGUUCCUGGAGGUGGUUCAGGAGCUCGUACAAAGUUGCGGCCUGGUGCCGGGCGGUUACAUGAGGACAAAAUAAAAGUGUGUGUACGUAAGCGGCCAUUGAGUAAGCGGGAGGUACGAAGUGGGGAAGAAGACAUGAUCCAGGCAGCCAGUACAACAACACUAGUUGUGUCAGAGCCUAAACAAGCUGUGGAUCUCACAGCAUAUACUCUACAGCAUGAAUUCAUCUUUGAUGAAGUGUUUGAGGAGUCAUGUUCAAAUGAAGAUGUUUAUAUCCGAGCUGCAAGGCCACUAAUUAAUUGUAUAUUUGAUGGAGGAAGUGCUACAUGUUUUGCUUAUGGUCAGACCGGGGCCGGCAAGACUCACACAAUGAUUGGCAACAGGGAGAUACCGGGUUUGUAUCUCCUGGCGGCACAUGAUAUCUUCUCCAUUAUAGAAUCAGCACAGUAUGGUACAGGUGUUAAAGUUUGGGUCAGCUUCUUUGAAAUCUACUGUGGUCAACUGUUUGAUCUUCUCAAUAAAAGAAACAGGUUACAUGCUCGUGAAGAUGGUUCCCAUCGUGUAUGUAUAGCUGGUCUCACUGAAACAGAAGCAGUGGAUGAACAAUCACUCAUGCAGGUACUGGAGUAUGGUAAUUCUGUGAGAAGUAAAGGAGCCUCAGGAGUAAAUCCAGACUCGUCAAGGUCACAUGCAGUAUUACAGAUGGAAAUAAGGGAUAGGGCAGAUAAAAGACUUGGCAGGAUAUCGUUCAUUGAUCUAGCAGGUAGUGAGAGAGCCUCAGAUUCUGGUGACACAGACAGACAAACUAGAAUGGAAGGAGCUGAAAUCAACCAGAGUCUUCUAGCUCUGAAGGAGUGUAUCAGAUCGAUAGAUCAGGAGAGUCGACACAAACCUUUCCGACAGAGUAAACUGACACACAUAUUGAAGGAUUCAUUCAUCGGCAAUUCUAAGACUUGUAUGAUAGCCAACAUAUCACCAGGAAGUUCCUCUUGUGAACAUACACUGAACACUCUCAGAUAUGCUGACAGAGUGAAGGAACUAAGACGCGGUGCACAGUCAGCUCCCUCUACCAGCAGAAGUACAAAUGUGGCCAUGUCUAAUAUACUGAUGAAUAUACCUGCGUCUGCUCCAUCUAUAUUUCAGCCAUCCAAUAUUCUCUGCUCAUCCACUCCAAUGAGACAGAGUACACGACAGUUCACAAACAGAAAUGCUAGUGCUGAUUUACAUUUAGACCCUAGUGAGACACCAAUUAGGGGCCCGGGUGCAAGGAGAAAAACCUCAAGUGCUUUAUCUAGAAGUGAAUCCAAAUCACAAAAUUCCAGUCACAGAGCUGGGACAAGUUUCAGUUCAAGUACUUCAAGUAAAUCUCAAGUGACUCGGCAUGUUGCCCCAAAUGUGAUAAAUUCUGGAAAUAAACAAAACUUAUCGUCCAAUAGUGAGUCCGAUCAGACUGAAUCUGAUUCUUGUAACAUGACUGGUCCCCAGAAACCAGUCAAUCUGCCAAAUCAGAUGUUGAAUAUUCAAAACCAGUCUGGAAAUAAUAAAAGCACCUACUCUCGUAAAAACAUGUAUGUAAGUAAAAGUUCAAAUUUAGGUGGUCAGACUGCCGUAUCUAACACAAGUCAAAAUAUACCAGUGAUAAAGUCAUCUGACACUGAUAAUGAUUUUCCAACUACAGACUUCAACAAUGAAGAGGAGGAAUUGAAUGAUCUUAAUCGAACUGGUGAUAAAAAUAAUGUUGCUGCUAGUGUACCAGUCUUUCCUUCAACUAAUUCUGGGAAGUCUGAGACACAGUCAGGUGACAAAUUGGACAAAGAAAAGACUGCAUUUUCGAGUGGUGCACAGUCUAGACUGUCAUCUGUGUCAGCUAGUGUACCUGUCCUUAGGAAAAAGAAUUAUGUAGAGAACCAGACUGGUUCUCAGGUUGAUAGUCGCUGUCAGACAGAGCUUCCUCAAAGUGAACAGAGACAAAAUGAAGGAAGCUCUAGACCUCAGGCAAAUUCAGGAAAUUCUCAACCUUACAGAAAUAAUUCUCAAUUAAAUGAAGGCAGUCAGCCAUCUUCAGCAAAGUCAGCCUCAACAUCAGUUUCUAAAACCAAAGACUUAGAUGUUGAAACCAAGACAACUGAUAACAGGCUCAGGCUUAGGAUGCCAUCUACUCUAACUGAGAGUUUUAAUGAAGAUUUACUAUUUGAUUCACCAUCUAUAGACCAGAGGGUUUGGACACCAAGAACUCCUAGUGAAAAUUCUGGAACCCAGCCCAGGAUUCCACAAGACCCUUCUUUACAGCCAGAAAUUCCUGCUGUACUGCCAGCCAAAAGUACUGAAUUGACAACAUUUUCACAGUCCCCUAGAUGGCAUUUGAACAAAAAUCAGAGCAAUUACCCAGUGCCUGCACAGCAGCCGCAGGGAUUCAGACCCGAGCCUUUACGUACAUUUCCCAAGGAAAAGUCAGAAAAUAGGCCUACAGAUGUAGGAAAUCAUACAAAUGUUCAGAAUAACAGUGCCGUAUAUACUGAUAACAGACAAAGACAGCUUGAUCCAGAUAAUACUAAAAGGACUCCAUAUGUUAUACCAAAGUCUGGAGAGAAUCAUUUCAGUAAUGUAAACACCCAUACAAAGCCAGGUUCAGAUUCUGACAUGUCAAAGAAGACAGCCUGGGCUCCAAAUAGCGUGAAACAAGAAGAAAAGGAAGAACAUGAACCAAUUAGUGCUAAUUGGUUUACAACACCUGCUGAUCAUGAAACACAUUUAACAAAAUCAGUGAGUGAGAAAAAACUGUUUGAAAAUACUGAUAGAAAAUCAAUAGUGCCUAAACGUGAUAGAGAAGAUUCGAAAUCUGGAAUGAAUUUACAAGAUGUAGAUGAUGAAUACUUACCAAUGGCGAGGAAUGUUGACAAGAACAGAUCAGCUCAUAGUGACAGUGGAAUAUUGUCAGCUGUCUCCGACACAGAAUGUAAACAAAGUCAGAUAACAACAAGUAAAACCAGCAAAAACACAGGCAAUGCUGCUGGUUAUCAGAACUCAAACUUUGCAAAGCCCGGUUAUUUCAGUGACUCGGGAGCAGAUGCUAAUGGAUUUAUCUCCAAACAUCGUUUGGUCCAUUCUCCAGUAACAUCACGGCAAAGUUCAAACACUUCCCCUGUGAUAAAGGACUACGUGUCUUUGUCUCCAGUCAAUGAACAAGCUACAAAUUUUUCAAAAAAAUCUGAGAGAGAGGUAAAUUCUGUAUCACCAGCAAGUGGCAUGUCUAGUAAUGGUGUUUUAAAAACAGAAAAGCUCAAGGUUGGUGCAACAUUUUCACCCAUACACCCACAACCAGUAACUAACAGUAAAGUUUCUAAAAGUGUAGCUGUGAGUAAGGACAUACUGCAUCCAACACCACUUGGUAAAAUAUCAGCGUCAGUUGAUACUCAGCAGGACCGUCGUAUCUCAUCACAGGCUAGUAACAACAGUUCAGGUAGUGAAGUGAUAGAUUUAAAGUCUCAGUUGAUUACCUCCCAUGAAGAUCAGCUUGCCACAGUGACCUCCCUUUGUAAACAAGAAAUGAAGCUUCUUCUUGGAGCCAAAGCUGGUAACAAGAAAUUUGAUGACUACAUGAAGAAAGUUAGUGAUGUAUUGUCACAGAAGAUGGCGGCAAUACAACUUUUACAAGACCAGAUCAUUGCCUACCAACUCAGUACUGAUGAUGCUGGCUUUUGAUCAUCCACUUUGCAAACAUAUCUGUUUUGUUGUGUGCAGAUUUUAAAAAAAAAUUCGAAGCCAGAUUAUGGGCUUAAUUGAAAACAGGUGUUGGAUUUGUGAUAUAUGUGGCAUUAACUGUACUCGAGUAUUUUAAGCAUUCCUUUUCACCAAGGUAGAGAAAAACAAAUGUGAUAUUUUAUUAUUUUAGCUUACUAUGAUAUGCUUGUAUGUCUGCAUAAAUUAUUUGUGUAACUGGGAUAUAUUUAUGUCUUAUAUUGUCUUUAAUGCAUUGUGUUCAAUAUAAAUAAUAUAAUCAUCAUACAACAUUUAUUCUAAUAGAGGCAAAGAAUGUUUCCUAUAUGUUUAAGUAAAUAUAACCUCUCUAAAGGCAAAUAUCAGAUUAUAAAGGCAGGUAUGCUAAUAUUCCCAGAAAUCUGGUUACAUAUUUAUUAGACAAAGCUCUUUUAUCAUGUUUAUCUCCAGAGUAACAAGGUCAGUUCUGCACACAGAUUAUCUUCCCCAGUGGUGUAAUGGCAGGAUUUCUGUGUACUGGUUGGUCACACUCCAACUUACAGCAAACAUUUUCAGACAGUUAAGAUACAGUUAAUACUCAAACACACGGAAUUUAUAUAUAUGAUUGCAAUCCAUAGAGGGUGAUAUGAAAAAUGUACACCCCCAAGAUAUGUGGAUAUCAGCCUAGACAUUAUCCAACUUGAAGGUCUGUGUUCCUGUUUUGCAGGAAAAACUUGUUUCAUAUCACCCUCCCUGGAAUGCAAUAUUUAUUUUAUUUAUCCCCCCGCCAAAGGCAAAGGGGAUAUUAGAAAUGCUCUCCGUCUGUGCGUGCGUCCGUCCAUCCGUCCGUCCGUGCGUCUGCAACAAUCUUUGUCCGGAGCAUAACUCCAAAAGUACUGGAGGGAUUUUCUUCAAACUUCAUACACUGAUAGAACACAUUGGGAGGAAGUGCAGUGUGCAAAAACAAUAACUGUACCUUGCAUAUUUUUUUAGUUAUUCCCCUUUAUCAUACUUUCUUAAAAAAAUUUGUCCGGAGCAUAACCCCAAAAGUAAUAGAGGGAUUUUCUUCAAACUUCAUACACUGAUAGAACACAUUGGGAGGAAGUGCAGUGUGCAAGAACAAUAACUCUACCUUGCCUAUUUUUUGAGUUAUUGCCUUUUAUCAUAUUUUCUUAAAACAUUUUGUCCGGAGCAUAACCCCAAAAGUACUGGAGGGAUUUUCUUCAAACUUCAUACACUGAUAGAACACAUUGGGAGGAAGUGCAGUGUGCAAGAACAAUAACUCUACCUUGCCUAAUUUUUGAGUUAUUCCCCUUUAUCAUAUUUUCUUAAAAAAAUUUGUCCGGAGCAUAUCUUCUUCAUGCAUGGAGGGAUUUUGAUAUAUCUUGGCACAAAUGUUUAUCACCACCAGGCGGAGUGUCAUGCGCAAGAACCAGGUCCCUAGGUCGAAGGUCAAGGUCACAGAGGUCAAUGGAUACAAAAAUAAAAACCUUGUCCGGAGCAUUUCUUCAUGCAUAGAGGGAUUUUGAUAUAACUUGGCCCAAAUGUUCACUACCACGAGACGGAGUGUCAUGCGCAAGAUCCAGGUCACUAGGCCUAAGGUCAAGGUCACACUUAGAGGCCAACGGUCAGAUACAAGAAUGACUGUCCGAAGCAUUUCUUCGGCAUGCAUGGAGGGAUUUUGAUGUAACUUGGCCCAAUUAUACACCAUCAUGAGACGAAGUGUCAUGCGCAGUUCCCUUCUUUAGAAUUACUUCCCUUUAUUGUUACUUUAAAUAGCUUUUAUUUUAACUUUUUCAUUACUAGUUGUAGGGAAAAAUCGAGACCACUUUUCUGUAAUACAACAAGCGUGCUAAAUCCAAUUUUGAGGUGUAUUUUGACCAAUUUCUACCUGAUAAAGAUUUUUAUGUGGACUUGCAAUUUUCUUUUUUUUUUUUUUUUUUUUUUUUUUUUAAAGAUUAACUUCCCUUAGUUGUUACUAUAAAUAACUUAUAUUAUAACAUUUUUAUAAUUGACCCUAGGGAAAAAACAAGACCACUUUUCUGUGGUACAACAUAGAUGUUACUCUCCAAUUUUAGGUGUAUUUUAUUAUGUAUAAGGUAUCUCUACUUGGUAAGGAGUUUUUUGUAGACUUUAAAAUACAAAAGACUUACAAUGAUUACUAAACAACCACAAAAUUAACAUUCCAUUUGCAAAUACAGCAGCUAGAGUAAAGAAAUUUGCUUUGACGGGCAUAUAUUGUGACAUUCUGGCACUUUUGUUCCCUGUUAGCUUUCCAUUCCUUCUUUUUACAGUAGCCAUAUAGAAAAACAUCAUAGCUAUACUGUUCGUGAAAAUUAAUAAAAUUUAGCAGUAAACCACCUCACUACUGACUUAUUCUUUCUUCCACA